GGACACAGACAGUGAACUAUCAUUACCAAAAUGAGUAUUAUGGACUUGUCGAAAGGUCAAGUUCUAGGAAGGAGAAGCCUCCGGAUCUGUUCACAUCUCCGAAACGGCCGAACUCCUUCCUCCAAGACAGAAAAACGGUCUCUGCUCCCCUUUGGUUGGGCACACAUCUCGAGCUAUCUUUUGAAGUUUGAACCUGGAUCUACAUCCCGGCUGUUCCUUGUUCCCGAGACAGCCUGCUCUUCUUCCUCCAUACAGUUCCAGCCCCUGGGAGUCUGAUGGCUGAUCAGUGGGGCGUUGUGUCCAAGGCAUUACUGGAUGCUCUUGUGUGGUUGUUGGAGACAGCCGUGCUCCCAGCACUUCCUGCUAAGGUUUGGCAGUCGACUCCAACUAAAUUCCAUGGUUCAACCGGUUUGGACUCCAGCCUAUCAACGCUACCGUUCAGCAAGAACUCUCGGCAGUUUCUGCCUGCUAUAUUUCCCAUUGGCCAAAUAUCAUAUCACGAAAGUCAUUCAGAUUGGACUGGUCUGGACCACAUUCACGAAGGAGACGAUUCCUUUAGAUGGUCGGACUAGUAUCUCAGAUCUUCCAUGGUCUCUCUCAUCAACUACUAGGCGUGGAUACCGCGGGCAUGGUAUGUCUCAACCUCGACGACGUAGACUUGUGUCUAUCCAAGUGGAUAUGUUUCAGAACGAUGUUGCGCAUAAACUUUCACUGGUCUGCUUCCUAUGAGCGAUUUACUAAUGACCAAAUAUAGUACAAUCCACCGGAGGACAGCACUGCUAGAAUGGCA
Aspergillus alliaceus is the source of this 790-nucleotide messenger RNA. RefSeq lists its product as uncharacterized. The record is from RefSeq and is a predicted model, not a curated record. Lineage: Eukaryota; Fungi; Ascomycota; Eurotiomycetes; Eurotiales; Aspergillaceae. The transcript has a single exon. The coding region runs from base 316 to 729 and encodes 137 amino acids.